Molecule: messenger RNA, 929 nt
Organism: Drosophila subobscura
Lineage: Eukaryota; Metazoa; Arthropoda; Insecta; Diptera; Drosophilidae
Exons: 1
Coding region: 47-784 (245 amino acids)
Source: RefSeq, a predicted model, not a curated record
AAACACUUCAAAUAAACAAAAUCUAAAUCGAAAAUAAGUCAGUGAAAUGGCGCCGAAGACGAGGGAAGCCCAAUUGGCGGAAAUGGAUUUGAUAUUCCUGGAGGAUGUGCUGCCCAAGUGCCACAAGUGCCUGACCACCACACAGGCGGACUACGUGAAUCAUCAUAGAGGCGGUCGGCCGAUGCGUUGCAAAAAGAUAGCCCAGGAAGACCCCUCGCUGCUCUCUGGCCACUAUGCGAACAACCUGAAGGUGAAUGGACAGGAAAUGAAGACAAAGACCUGGCCCCGCUCCAUGGACUGGCGCGAGGAGUACGAGCAGUUUGUGCGGCGCAACAAGUGGUGCAACGAGGAGAUCUACAAGCUCUUCUUCGUGUGCCCGCCCGUGCAGUACAAGCAGAUCGAACAGUAUCUGCUGGACCUGCAAAAGACAGUGUACAUGUUCGACUACUCGCCCAAGGAGUACGUGUCGCUGCUCAGCCAGCGGCGUCGCAACCAGGACAAAGAGGAGCUGGAGCGUGACAGCAGGCACAAGGAUUAUUGGACUACCUACGGGAACUAUUACAACCGCGUACAAGAAACGGAGCAAUUCCGGGAUGCCAUCUAUGCGGCGCCAAAGCCAAAGGACUUUUCAGUGGAGAACUUUGCCAAGGUGAUGCGAAAACUGUUUACAAAGUACAAUCUGACCACGUACUUCGAUGACAUAUGCGUGCCAGCGCUGUUCAUGGCGAAGGAUGGCAUAAUGCCAUCGGGACCCAUCGAUUGCUAUACCCAUAGGAAGUACUGAGUGGAGGGAGUCUACCAGCCAUACUUACGCAUCUUCCCAUUCGUGAAAGAGUGGCAGCACACGGUUCGAGUGCGCCACAGGCACAAAGAUCAUGGCGUACUUCAAGUAAACGUUCGAAUUCUGCAACAAAUAUUCUCAUUAAAUA